Molecule: messenger RNA, 2240 nt
Organism: Myripristis murdjan (pinecone soldierfish)
Lineage: Eukaryota; Metazoa; Chordata; Actinopteri; Holocentriformes; Holocentridae
Product: chloride channel CLIC-like protein 1
Exons: 10
Coding region: 58-1905 (615 amino acids)
Cellular component (GO): membrane; endoplasmic reticulum
Molecular function (GO): chloride channel activity
Source: RefSeq, a predicted model, not a curated record
GAGAGAAGUGAGCUAGCCGGCUUGCAUCGUUUGCUAGGUGGCGGCUGAGCCCGGAAAAUGUUGCAGCGCUCCGUCAGGAUGCACCUCAUUGUCCUGGUAUGCAGCAUGGCACUGUCUGCACUGGGACAAGCGGAGGACGACUGGAUCGACCCGUACGACAUGCUCAACUACGAUGCAACCACCAAAACAAUGAGAAAGCCUCCCGAGCCCGUAAACUAUCCCAAUGUGCCAACGACAAGAAGACAGUAUAGUGAGGACUCCGACCCAGCUGGGCUGACAGCGUGUCACCAACAAGUAGCUGUGUUACAGAGAGAGAUUGAAGAUCAGAAGAAGAAACUCACAGUGCUGUCACAGCAGCCCACAUGCAAUCCUGUGUUCAGGCGAUUCCUCACCAGGCUCCUGAAGGAGAUAGAACGAGUUGGUCAGCCCACAGACCACAAGGACGUCCACUAUGAUGCCAAAGUGAGGCUGUCCAAACAAGCCGUGAUGGAGAUCCGAAAGCUUCUGGAAGGUGAAGACAGCUGGAGAACGGGGGCGUUGGAUGACGCUGUGAGCCAGAUCCUGGUGGAUUUCAAACCACAUGACUACGAGGCCUGGAGGUGGCAUUUUGAGGACACUUUUGGCGUGGAGGUUGACACGGUCCUGAAGGUGUGUUUGUGUGUUUUGGUCAUAGUGGCCAUCAUCUGCACUCAGCUGUGGUCAGUGGUCUCCUGGUUUGUCCAGUUCAAGAGAAUGUUUGCCAUCUGCUUCUUCGUCAGUAUCGUUUGGAACUGGUUUUAUCUGUACAAGAUUGCCUUUGCUGAGCAUCAAAACAACGUGGUGAAGAUGGACAGCAUCUAUCAGAAAUGCACUGGCAUGAGGAGGAUUGACUGGACCGAUAGCUUGAAGGAGUGGUUCAGAAGCACCUGGACUCUACAGGAUGACCCCUGUAAGAGAUACUAUGAAGUCCUGAUGGUCAACCCCAUCCUGCUGGUACCUCCAACCAAGGCCAUAUCAGUCACGAUCACAACCUUCAUCACGGACCCGAUGAAGCAUUUUGGACAGGGGAUCAGCGAGUUCCUCCGAGCCCUCCUCAAAGACCUGCCAAUCACCCUGCAGAUCCCUGUUCUUCUCACGAUUGUGCUCUCCAUUGUGGUGUGUAUGUAUGGAGGUGUGCAAGCAGUUUUCCAGCAUGGCAUCACUGCACCAUUACGCCGUCGUCGAAGGGGCCCCCCUCCUCCACCACUGGAGCAGCGCCAGCCUCAGCCUCUCCGCCUGAGGAACGAAGACCAGGACUACUUGGCAGGCGGAGAUGUCCCUCAACACAUCCCAAGAGCCCGAGCCAACCAGGGCAGACCAGACAGGCCUCAUGUCCGUCAAAGGCGGGCUAAUGGAGUGAGGGAGGAGCGUGCCAGGGUGAAUGUGGAGACCCUGCGCACUGUCAGCCAGCUCUACGGCGAGGACGUGCCUGACGCUCAUCAGGCAGAGGAGGAUCCUGACACAGAGCAGCCAGAGAGCCUCUCUGCCUCUGACAGUGACUCUCAGACUGAGGGACAUUCAGACGACCAGCAGGAGAGGCUCAGAGGAGCUAGUGCUAGCAAUGCAGGCAGGGACCUGCAGGUGAAACGCACUGAAGCCAAAGCAAAGCCAGCCCCUGCUAAAGCAAAACCCACUGAACCAAGUUCAGACUUAUCACAAGCAAGAGCUAAACCUUUGACCACGAAUGCAAACAAAUCCCAAGCUCAUAACAGAGAUAGUAACACAGCGGCUGAGAGGCCAGCGGGGCUGUCACAAACAGCAGCAGACAGUGAUGCUCAGGUGGUAGAAGCCUCAGGGGAGGACAGGAUCGCCACUGCCUCGAUGGAACAUAUUGAAAGUAUCGGGAGCCCAGUUCAGGAGACGUCGCCCACAUCGCUGGCACAAUAAAACGCCCGGUCUCCAGUCAAAACAGCACGUGUGGCCUCAACAGGGCUUUGAGAGCCCUGAGGACAUUGCUGUAAUACUACAGGGAAACAUAAUUUUUAGCAUUGUAAUUUGUAAAUUACUCCUUGCUUUUGCUUUUUUUCCUAUAAGGAAGAUAUUUUUAUGGAAUUGAAUCACUGCUUUGAUAUUUGGGUCACUUAAUUAUGGUGGACUGUCUUCAGUCUUCUGAUCCUGUCAGUCUGGUUAAAUAAAUAUAGAUAAUUGUUAAGUUACAACAGGUACCUAAGAAAGAAUGCUAAGUGUACACCAUUACAAUAAAGUUUUUUUAAAAAAAUAUA